CGAAAAGUAAUAAACCUGACGAUACCUGGUUGUUCAGAGGAAGCCUCAUUCAUUGAACCGAAAGGGAUUUGAACCGCCUGAGCCACUUUAAUAUAAUUUAAUUGAUGCUAUUUAUGACUCGUGCUGAUGUUAAUAUUAUAUGCCGAGUAUAUUGAACUUUGAGUCUUCUAUUGUUUCACUGGAUCAUUUGAUUCGGUCCUGUUUUCUUUCGACUGUGCCACUAGUCAGUGGCUGAUUAUUAUUAAUGCCGUAUUACAGGUUUUCUAGAUUCCGCUCACCUAGACGAAGGGGAUUUUUUGGAGGGGGAAGAAGGCUUCGGUCCGUAGAUUGGAGUGCGUACACUCUUGCUAAAUUCGAAAAGAAGUUUUAUCAUGAAUGUUCAAGCGUGCGUGAUCGGUCACGUAGAGAUGUCGAAGAGUUUCGAUCCAAACACAAAGUUACUGUUCUUGGGCACAAUGUUCCGAGGCCCUUGUUCAAAUUCAGUGAGGCUGGCUUCCCAAGUUACAUAAUGAGCGUAAUCAAGAAAAGCAAAUGGGAUUCGCCUACUCCUAUUCAGUGUCAGGGUUGGCCGGUAGCACUCAGCGGACGUGAUUUGGUUGGGAUCGCCCAAACAGGAUCAGGAAAGACAGCUAGUUUCCUCCUUCCAGCGAUCGUUCACGCCAAAGCCCAACCGAGCCUAAAAAGAGGGGAUGGACCGAUUGUUUUAAUCCUUGUUCCUACCAGAGAGCUUGCUCAGCAAGUAGAAAAAGUUGCCGAAGAUUUCUGUUACUCAGCUGGAUUCAAGUCCGCAUGUCUUUAUGGUGGAGCAUCAAGAACUGGUCAAGCAGAAGCUUUAGGACAGUCUCCUGAAGUAGUCAUAGCAACUCCUGGCCGUCUCCUCGAUUUUCUGGAAUCGAGACAUACAAAUAUGCGCCGUUGCACUUAUUUAGUGCUUGACGAGGCUGAUCGUAUGUUAGAUAUGGGCUUCGAACCUUCUAUUAGAAGAGUUGUCUCACAAGUUCGUCCAGACCGACAGACGCUGAUGUGGUCAGCUACGUGGCCUAGGGAAGUAAAAGCAUUGGCAGAAGAUUUCCUUUAUGAUUACAUUCAAAUAAAUGUUGGUUCAACCAAGUUGAGCGCGAACCACAACAUUCGACAACAUGUAGAGAUCCUAAAUGAGAGUGAGAAGUUCAAGCGUUUACUUAGUCUUCUCAAUUCCUUUGACAAUGCUCGUGUGCUUGUCUUUACGGAAACCAAAAAGCGUACAGAUGAACUUUGUCAAAAACUCCAAGAUAAGGGUUUUGAUGCCACAGCUAUGCAUGGGGAUAAACAUCAGAAAGAACGUGAUCGUGCCCUAGACAUGUUUCGUGAAGGUCAUAUAUCUGUUCUCGUUGCCACAGAUGUCGCAUCUAGAGGCCUAGAUAUUAAUGACGUCCGAUAUAUAAUCAAUUAUGACUAUCCGUCGCAAACUGAAGAUUACAUCCACAGAAUUGGACGGACGGGUAGAAGUGACAAAAAAGGCACUGCAUAUACAUUCUUUAGUGCCAAACAACCAAGAUUGGCCAGGGAACUUAUUGAAGUGCUAAAGGAAGCCCGUCAAACAAUUCCUGACGAGUUGUUCAAAAUUGCGGAGGGAUAUUACGUUGAACGCACUCGGUCAUCCGGACAAUCAUAUCGUCGAAGUAGGUCGGGUUCGAGUCGGAGUGUGAGCUCAGGCAAGAGAAGUAUAUCUAAGAGGAGUCGAUCUAGCGCCAGCCGUCACUCUCGAUCUCACUCCAGCCGCAGUGCGACACCAUACAGAUCGAGAAGUCCUCAAAAUAAGGGUUACCACUCGCGUGCUCGGUCCAAAAGUUUGUCGCGCAAUGGGAAUGGCGCAGCUAGUGACGAGUCGAAAGUGAGUUCACCCAGGGAGAGGAGGUCUUAUGGUUCACAUACUCCACCAAAACGCAAAGACCGAUCACAGUCUUCUCAAUAUUCGAAAGAUGCCUAUCGUGAGGAAUCUAACCGUCACCGCUCUAGUUCGGAUGGCAGUCCAUCAAAGCGAACUAAGGAAAGAAGCCAUUCAAGUCGAAGUUCGCAUUCGGGUAAACAUAAAUACUCUCGUUCACCACAAAGAGAAGAUGUAGAGAGAACUCAUUCUGCAUCCAGUGGUGGUCGAUCAGCAUCUCGUCACCGUUCACAGUCAUCAGUCCAUUCUCGUUCAAAAUCAAGUAGCGUUAAACGGUCCCAACGCAAGUCCAAUAGGUCCUCUGUCAGUCACAAUUCCCACCAAAGUGCAUCUCGUGAGCACAGUGGAAGUAUGGAACACUCACCUGCUAGGACUGAUCCUGAUGUUGCUGACCAUUCUUCACGUUCUGUUGUCGACGUGAGUCCAGCUGAUGGGUCCUUGGACCGUCGUAAUUCUUCAGUAUCUGAUAAGAAUGAAUCGAUCUCACCCUCAAACUCAAGGGACGUUUCACCACAAUCUGUAACGAAAGAUGAAAGUCCUGUAGCUAAGAGACCCCGAAAUGACCGUAACUCCAAUCGGCAUUCUAAAAGUAAAAGUCGGUCGCAAUAUAGAGACUCUCCUAGAAAUGAACGUCAGAGUGGUUAUAAACGUUCUGGUGGAUCUCGUCAUGAUCGAAGGGGGCGCAAGGAAGUUCAUGACACUCGCGACCGUCGUUCCCGUUCCUCUGAUGAAUACUAUGACGGUAACCGUCGAGACCGAUCUUGGACACCUUACGGAGAUGUACCUUCUUUCAAUUAUAAUUAUAAAUUCAACUAUAAUGCGAGAUAUAAUCGUAACAAAAAUUUCUACCGUUCACGCUCACGUUCAUCAUCAGGAUGGCAGCGGCGAGACCGAAGCAGAAGCAGAUCAGGUCGCGAAAGAACUCCAAGGAAAAUAAGGGACAAUCGCAGACGAUAAUUUCAAUGUGAUUUCAUUAAAUGUUUUUCAUCAGCUUAUUUGAGUUGUUAUUUGCGUACACUUUAUUCGCUUGAUGCUAACCAGAAGUCUCCAAAAGUUAGAUUUCGCAUUUAUCAACUUAUCAAAAGAAACUUUCCAAGCGAUUAGUAUGACGUGUUUGGUGGGUCAGGUCAGAUGUCAGUCUCUAGGGUGUGUCAACUAUCUUGGUGUUAUUACCUUGUCUCGGUUGCACUUCUUAGUAAUCAGUACUAGCUGUACAUUUCGUUGUAUUCGUCCAUUCAUAAGAUGUAGAACAUAC
Schistosoma rodhaini is the source of this 3182-nucleotide messenger RNA. NCBI's taxonomy places the organism in Eukaryota, Metazoa, Platyhelminthes, Trematoda, Strigeidida, Schistosomatidae. The record is from the annotation of a GenBank genome assembly.